Molecule: messenger RNA, 396 nt
Organism: Cooperia oncophora
Lineage: Eukaryota; Metazoa; Nematoda; Chromadorea; Rhabditida; Trichostrongylidae
Source: the annotation of a GenBank genome assembly
CUGAUUCAGGCCGAAAGGGGCGGUGCUUCGCCUCCAACGCAGCGACGUGGCCGCUUGCUCAUUACAGCGUCACCGCAGUCUUGGUCGAUACACUCGUUCCUUACCUCUCUCUCCUUAAAAAUGGCCGCUAUGGGAUAUGCUCAACGUACUGGACACUCCGUUUACGUUGGUAACUUGCCUUACCAGACUACCGAGGAUGCUAUCGGAAAUUACUUCAGCCAAGCUGGUAAUGUAACUAACGUCAGAAUUGUCUACGAUCGUGAAACCGGUCGCACCAAAGGAUUUGGAUUCUGCGAGUUCGCUGACCAGGCUGGAGCUCAAAACGCUGUGAACACCCUCAACGGAGCUGACUUCAAUGGCCGAUCACUUCGUGUGAAUUAUGCCAACAAGAACUGA